AUGAACGCCUUUUCUCUUUUAGAAGGCCAUGACACCGACGCCGAAGAUUUACUCGCCCGCCUCUCCGCCGCCAUCAUCGCAAAGGCGGAGAAAAGGAAGGACAGCAACCACUUGCCGUCUUCUUCUCUCGAUCAUGAAAAGCCAAGCGAUAGCAAUAGCCAAAACAAGAAGAUAAAUGGAGCAAUUGUAAAUAAUCAAAGACAAAACAACAUAUACGUGCAAGGCAGGAAACCCAAUAAUGGUCUGAAAAGAAGCUCCAACUACCAAUGGAGACGAGUAGAAGAAGAUAAAGCCGGGUGGCAGACGGUUGGAGGGAGGUCUAACGGCUAUCAAAACAACAGUAAUGCAAACAAUCUCCCGAGAGAGGUUGAGAAUGGUAUUGAGACUCAGAUUGAUCAAAAUUCACCCGAGAAUGGCAACGCUUCUGAUUCGAAAAAGGGACCAAAGGAUGAAACUUGUACAAAGGAGAUAGAGAUAUCAGAUUCACCUGAAGAGGAGGCAAGGAAAAAGGGAUUGGAGGCAAGGAAACAGGAAUUGGAGGCAAGGAGACUGGAAAGGGAAUUGGAGGCAAAGAAAAUGACACUGAAGCAGUAUGAGAAACUUGUUAGGGAGAAGAGGAAGGUUCUGGAAUCAAUGAAAACUGAAGAGCGGAGGGUCGCACUUGACAAAGACUUUAAUUCUAUGCAUAUCAUUGCAAAGAAGAGUGAAGAAGAACCUAAUUUUAUCUCUUCUGGAGACAAGCAGAAGAAGACAAUUCGUUCGUCUUCAUCAUCUUCAUCUUCUUUUAAAGCCCAAAAGAUUAUGCUACCGCAACCACCACCAAGGCGUAGACAAGACAACGGUUCUAGAAACCAACCCGAUGCCUCUCCGAACGUUGGAAAUGUUGUUAUUUUGCCGCCACCUUCUUUUGAAGAUGACCAACAGUUUCCAGCUCUUGCUUGAUUGCUAGUAUUUAAUUGAGCUUUUUUUUUAGAGUGAACUACGAAAAUGGUCCCUGAACUAUGGGUUUAUCUCGUCCAUAGUCCCUGGACUUUAAA
Salvia hispanica is the source of this 1037-nucleotide messenger RNA. RefSeq lists its product as uncharacterized. Gene Ontology annotation, cellular component: nucleus; cytoplasm. Gene Ontology annotation, molecular function: RNA binding. NCBI's taxonomy places the organism in Eukaryota, Viridiplantae, Streptophyta, Magnoliopsida, Lamiales, Lamiaceae. The record is from RefSeq and is a predicted model, not a curated record.